Molecule: messenger RNA, 6330 nt
Organism: Hemibagrus wyckioides
Lineage: Eukaryota; Metazoa; Chordata; Actinopteri; Siluriformes; Bagridae
Product: fucolectin-like
Exons: 8
Coding region: 156-821 (221 amino acids)
Source: RefSeq, a predicted model, not a curated record
ACUACAUAAUCAAUUACCAAAACACCAAAUGAACAACUCAGAGUUGAAGAGGGUCAAAGAGAUGACUUUCUGAUCUAUGUUAAGCAAGUGGGCUAUUUUCCUUUCUUUCCUUGGGUGUGUUUAGAGAAGUUGUUUUCUUUCAAUUUGAGCAGAAAAUGGAGAAUUCACAGAGGCCUAUUCUUUAUUUAGGGAUAUGCAUUUUCUCACUGCAAUGGAUACUCACUCAUCAGCAAGUUAAUGUGGCCUUACGAGGAAUUGCAACACAGUCUUCUUCAUUCUCUGGCUAUUACUAUGCUUCGUUUGCUAUUGAUGGCAACAGAGCAUCUGACUUGAGAUUGUCCUCAUGUACACACACAAAUGCUGACAAUAGCCCAUGGUGGAGGGUGAAUUUGUUGGCAAUGUAUGACAUUAGCAAUGUAAUCAUCACUAACAGAGGAGACGCCUGUGCAGAACGGCUAAAUGGUGCUGAGAUCCACAUUGGAAAUUCCUUAAUCAACAAUGGCAACAACAACCCCAGAUGUGUCGUUAUCCCUAGCAUGCCUGCUGGUGCCUCUGUAAACUACACCUGCAAUAUGCGGGGUCGUUAUGUGAAUGUGAUCAUUCCCAAUGUUAUCCAGUACCUCACACUCUGUGAAGUGGAAGUCUAUGGGGUUCCAGUUCCUGUAUUUAAGAAGGCAUUUCUAAGAAUAAAGUUUAACAGCAAAGAAGAUCUCAGCAACCAUAUCAUGAGGGACAAUGUUCUUCAAAAGAUCAAAUCUGCCAAUAUCCAAUCAUCAAUAUUUCAGGUCCGUUGGACAAAAGAACCAGAGAAGGAAACUUAAAAUAGGGAAGCAGAAACAUUUUAAAUAUGUAGAGAAGAAGAAGAAGAAGAAGAAGAAGAAGUGGUCAAAGAUCAACAAAAACCAUCAAAUGUGUGAGGUUUGGGUGUAGUAUACUGUAUAAAAUUACUGGAUAGCUGAUGAUGUAUAUAUACAUAUAUACGUAUAUAUUGGUUCAAAGUAUAUAUUAAUUAAUAGGUUAAUUCAUUAAUUUAUGUAUUAGAUGUAUUCAGUAGACUCUCAAGAAUAGUAAGAAUAUUAAAAAAAAAAAAACACUGACAUUUGCAUGGUUGCAGCACUAAGAAAACAUUUUGCACAACAGGGUAAAGCAAAACACUGUAAAUUAAUAAAUAAUAUUAAUACUCAUUCAUAUUUCUUAAAUUAUUAUUCUUUUUAUUAAUCAUUAUCUUCGAAUAUUGCCAUGAUACUUAUAAUGCAAUACUCAGAAUCCUUAUCACUUCCUAGCCAAUCAGAAAUGUUAACAGCCAAAGAAUCAUCACUUUUUUUAAUGCAUUUGAUUGGAUCUGGAAGCAUUUAAAAAUAGAAAGUGUUGAGAUCAUGUAGGAAUGAGGUUUUACUCGCUGGAUUAAGUGUGUCUAAUAUAAACUUUGUUCCUUCACUUGCCUGUUUAGAUUUUCCAAAAAUUGUAGAGUAAUGAUUCUCAUUAAAUUAUUAAUGGGCCUUGUUUAUUUAAUAUGUACAUUAUCUAUUCAGACAUGUUAAGCACAUUACAUUUGCGUAAAUAAACAUUUCAAACUGUUAUUAUGAGAGUCUUAUUUAGAAUGUAAGAUAUACAGUAACCUUGUCAGUGUCAGUGCCAAAUCAACGCAUUUAUCAGAAAUAUAAGGACUGUUUGUGUCUAAAAUCAAACACAAUAUUCUAUCUGUUUGUUUCAGGAUUGUAUCACUUUUUUAGCCAAUACUAAACUCACCUAACACAGACUCGCAUUAUGUUAUUAGAUACUCAGGAUAAUGCUUCUGGCAUUUUUACUUAUAGAUAAAAAUAUUAAAGAAACAUUUUGACUCACAGUAUAACACUGUGCCCUCUCAAAUCAAAUGAACGUGAUUGUGUUUUCUUUGUCAUGUAUCUCCCUGUGAAUAAAUUCCUAAUAUGUAGACAUCAAUAGAACUGACAUGCUUCUGUAUAAUAUAAUACAAACUUGAGCACCUGCAUAAGCCAACACUCAAUAUAAGGACCUUUUUCUCUGCAAAUAUUGACAUGACUAGAUAUUUGAGCCAAGAUAGUUUCCACUGAAGCAACAGAAAUUAUUUUACUGUUUAACCUUACAUUUGAUAAGGAACUGAUGAACAGCAGAUGUCGCCAGUGCACCAUGUGAAACAUGAUUUGGCGCAUGAUCAUUACAGGAACGCAGUUAGGUUGCCUAAUGUAAUGUGCUUCACAGUGUCUAUGCACAUGCAAAUACACAAUAAUAACUAUUAUUAUUAUUAUUAUUAUUAUUAUUAUUAUUAUUAUAUGUCCCUUAGUCAAUAGUACAUCGUUUUACUGGACAGGAAUGUGAUGUAAAUACAGAUUUUAAAAUAAUUGAGUAUUAGGCUGUUUAAUACAGCUCUACUAUAGUCUAUCCUACAAAUAGCGUGCACGUAUUUGUUCAGUUUUUACUUUCUUUUCAGCUAUAAACCAAUCGUGGUUGAACAGUGUGUCAGUGUUUAUACACUCUAGAGGAGAAAUAGUUGGAGUGAUCAGCACCUGUAUUUGCCUCUAUAGGUCCGCUGUUCUAAUUGCUGACUGUUGGGUUGCCAUGUCGGGAAAUUCAAACUGUAGCCAUUAAGAGAUAUGGGAGGGUAAAAUAUAUAUUUGACAAAUACCUAAAUUAUAUAUUAUAAAUUAUGUUAUAAAUAUUAGCUGUAAUUUAAUAAUAAUAAAAAAAUACAUUCAUUUUGUAUCCCCCUCUCUCUCUGCGCGCUUACUGGCCUCUAGCACCGCCGCUGUGUUGUGUAUGUCCGUGGGUGGUGGAGAGACCUAUAGCAUUGAUAACGUGGACUAAAGAAAAUAUGCCACACUACACACAUAUCAACACUACGGUACAUCAAGAGGCUCAAACAACGCUAAAGGCACUCGAAUCUGUUCUAACAUAAGUGUCAUAGCGACAUCUUGUGGACAACACAAUAUACUGCCUUACAAUUUCAUUACAAAAGAGGUCGCUCUCAACAUAAAAAACCUAUAAUUUAAUUCAUAAGCAUUCAUUUAAGCAGCAUUUUAAAAGCACUAGUAUCUCAAACAUUAAAUAAUAAACAUUGAAAUCAUUUUUCUCUAGAGCAGUGUGCGUUUUAAACAUUUAUUCAUAACAGAGAAUUAAUCCGAUCUGGCAACCUGAGCUGAUAUCGGCCACAGUCUUGGGGUAGCAGUCCCACUGCGCUAUCAGAUUAAAGACUAAUUGCAAUUUGUCUUGUUUGAGGACAUUGAUCUCGGUCCACAACAUUUUUAUCAGACAUGCUGACGUUUAUUUGUCAGCCAUGUAGGCAUGUUUUUUUGUUUUGCUUCAUUUACACCAUUUCUAUAUAUAUAUUUCUCUGUUUUCUACAUUUUAAUGCCUCUUUUGUAAAGAAUACAUAACUUCAAUUAAAAAGCAUAUGCUCUGAUUCAGUAAAUAAAAAUGCAUUCAAUUCUAUUAAUUCUACCUCUAAAGAAAAUUGGACUUACGAGUAAAGUACACUUGUACAUUGCAUAAAGUAGAGAUUCUAUUUAAAUCUAAUGCAAAUUCAGGUAAAUUAUUUGUUAUUCAUUAUAAAGAAAAUAUGCCAUGGAAUGGCAGGAAAGACAAUAAAUCAAUGCUUUUCCUAAUCAGCAAGUAUAUUUAAAUUAAAUGAUGAACUCAGACCCUCACUGUCAUGCAGGAUCAGAACGGUAGCCGUCCCAGGUCUAGGAGAAUUUAGUAGCCCAUUGGUAUGCAGAAAGGGACCAUUUAAAAUGCAUUUUGUGAUGGAACAUUAUGAAGGUCUAGGACCAUUCUUCAUUUGCAAAUCAUCAAAUAAGUUUUGCAUGCCCCUAUAUUGUAAUAUGUUUUAGUCUGCUUUGUUUUCACAGUCACAGCUUCAGUGCCCACUGAUACCUUAAUGGCUAAUUAAAUAUAUUUGCUUUUAUACUGUCUGGCUAUUAAUUACUUUGCAAGUCUCCUAAGAUGUUGCAUAAGAAAAAAACGGAAUGUAAGCAAAUAGCAUAAAAUGUACAUACAUUAUAGGUAAGUUAUUGAACAUUUUUCAUCAGGUGAACCAACUUAAGAAUUGGUUUGCCCAAUCUAGGUCUAUGAAAAAUUUAUGAAAAAUAUAUAUUUAUUAAAAUACUUUGAGUGUGGUUGGGCAUCGGCUGAGGAUGAAGACAGGCAGCACACAUCCACACAGGGUUCAAAAGUGGUAUUUUGCAAAUAUUUUGUAUUUACCUGAAGUGCCUGAUUUUAGUCAUUGUAUAUUCAAUGACUGUCCACUAUAAUAAGAAUACCAUACUACUUAGAAACACUGCCUCAGUGACUCAAUUCAAUUAGAACAGCCUCAGUUCCUCAUGGCAUGCAUGGUGUUGCAGAGUCAUCUGUUUUGUCAUUUUGCCUGGGCAAUUUGUAUCACAUGCCAAGGUGUACCUAAUUAACUAACUUUUAAUUCUCUGUUUAGAAUGACCAAAUUAUUCAUAACAUGCCUUAAUAUAAAGGAAACAUUUUUGCUUGUACUGUUUUAAGAAAAUAAUCGACAAUGAUGAUGUAGCCCAAUGUGUGUUACAUAUAUCUUUGGCCUCUAGCUGGAGCAAAAUAACAUGCAUGGACAGGACCGGUUAAAGGCAAACCACAAAAAAAAACAGACUGCUGUUAACAUUUACAUUUCAUUUUGAUAAGCCAGAAGACCCUCUGAGAACAGCAUUUGUGUCCAUCUUAGAUUCAUUAGGUGUUAAUCAAAAUGUAAUAGGACCCACUCAUAAUGGAGGUCACACUCUGGAUCUCAUUUUUACAUUCGGAUUAAAUAUAGAAAACAUAGUCACUCUUCCACAGUCGGAAGCUAUCUCAGAUCAUUAUCUAGUUUCAUUUAGAAUGCGUCUUAGUCACGAGAUGUGCAACUUGCCGCAUUACUGUAUGAAGCGUAUAUUUACAUCUGCUACUGCAGAGAGAUUUACCGAUAGUCUCCCAGAAUUAUCACACAUGAUUGGUUCACCUUCUGACCCUACAGAACUUGACCAGGCGACUGAUUACUUGGAGUCAUUAUUUCGGAACACCCUAGACACUGUAGCUCCACUUAAAAGGAAAAAAAAAUAAAGACAAGAAACUAGCACCCUGGUACAACAACCACACAUGAGCUUUAAAACAAUCAGCUAGGAAACUAGAGCGUAAAUGGCGUCAAACUAAAUUAGCAGUAUUCCAGAUUGCGUGGAAGGAAAGCCUUCUGAGAUACAAAAAUUCUCUUAGUGCUGCUAGAUCAGCAUAUGUGGUCUUACAUUCGAAGCUCAUGUAGAUAAUAUCACUAGGGUAGCCUUCUUCCAUCUUAGGAAUAUUGCUAAGAUAAGAAAUAUGUUGUCGCUGCAUGAUGCAGAAAAAUUAGUUCAUGCUUUUGUUACCUCUAGGUUGGAUUAUUGUAAUGUCUUACUGUCUGGAUGUUCCAGUAGGAGCAUACACAAGCUCCAGUCCAAUGUUUAAGUCUAGGCUGAAGACAUAUUUGUUUAGUCAAGCUUUUAAUGUAUAGUUUUCUUAGGUAAAGGAGCAGAUCUGGAAGGUUCAUGGUCAUAGAGUGUUUGGUGUAAUGGGAUGUUUUGGAUGCUGUCAUCUUACCACCCUCACAAGUCGUUCAGGUUUGCUGACUGUGAAGUGGUUGGAUGCUUUAUGUCCCGGGAAGCCUUCAUGUCUGUGACCUUCUGGCUCUCCCUUUUAGAUAUGCUGUCAUAGCGAGUCCCUGCCUGCACUUUACACAUAAUUCUACAUUGUCUUUAAGCAUCACAUGAUCAGAAACUUAAUAUCUUUCUCUUUCUCUCUCUACCUUCUCUGUCGAGCUAUACAGCCCACUCCUGAGCUCCCAGUGUUUGCCAGUUCCCAGUGCGACCGCUGCCCUACCCCUGGUCAGAAUCUCGCCGCUUGAUGGUGCCCACUGAUGCUGUGGAUGGAUCUGUGUGGCCCAGGAGACAGCCAUGGACAGAGCCACUUGGGGACUUUCACACCAUCACAGAUAUGCCAUUUCAUCUGUCAGCCCGUGACAGCAAAGAACUAGUGUUUAUAAUGACCUUAGAAACUACAAUGACCUAAUAGUUCCUCAUGGGUCAUUGAUUGCUGUUGUAGAAAGGACAUUAAUUAGCUACAGUUACAUUAUUUUCUGUUUAGUGUCACCCAAAUGAGGAUGGGUUCCCUUCUGAGCCUGGUUCCUCUCAAGGUUUCUUCCUUUCCAUCCCAGGGAGUUUUUCCUUGCCACCGUUGCCACAGGCUUGCUCAUUAGGGAUAAAAUAGUCUAAUUAUAGAAUUUAAUAAUUUAUUCUUAUUUCUAGUUAAUUAGUUGUUUUUUAUUUUUUAUUAUUAUUUUUCAUUUUC